This is a messenger RNA of Pteronotus mesoamericanus, 1247 nucleotides long. It is a transcript of the gene GNA12, whose product is annotated as G protein subunit alpha 12. Gene Ontology annotation, molecular function: guanyl nucleotide binding; GTPase activity; G-protein beta/gamma-subunit complex binding. Gene Ontology annotation, cellular component: brush border membrane; heterotrimeric G-protein complex. Lineage: Eukaryota; Metazoa; Chordata; Mammalia; Chiroptera; Mormoopidae. The transcript has 4 exons. The coding region runs from base 93 to 1241 and encodes 382 amino acids. Gene Ontology annotation, biological process: Rho protein signal transduction; adenylate cyclase-modulating G protein-coupled receptor signaling pathway. The record is from RefSeq and is a predicted model, not a curated record.
CCGGGCGGCGGCGGCGGACGCGGCCUGAGGGAGCGGCCGGCUGCCGCGCGGGGCUCGCCUCGCCCGCGGCGGGGUCCAUGGCCUGAGCGGCCAUGUCCGGCGUGGUGCGGACCCUCAGCCGCUGCCUGCUGCCGGCCGAGGCCGGCGGGGCCCGCGAGCGCAGGGCGGGCGGCAGCGGGGCCCGCGACGCGGAGCGCGAGGCGCGGCGGCGCAGCCGGGACAUCGACGCGGGGCUGGCCCGCGAGCGGCGCGCCGUGCGGCGCCUCGUCAAGAUCCUGCUGCUGGGCGCCGGCGAGAGCGGCAAGUCCACGUUCCUCAAGCAGAUGCGCAUCAUCCACGGCCGCGAGUUCGACCAGAAGGCGCUGCUCGAGUUCCGCGACACCAUCUUCGACAACAUCCUCAAGGGCUCGAAGGUCCUGGUGGACGCGCGGGACAAGCUCGGGAUCCCGUGGCAGCACUCCGAGAACGAGAAGCACGGCAUGUUCCUCAUGGCCUUCGAGAACAAGGCCGGGCUGCCCGUGGAGCCGGCCACCUUCCAGCUGUACGUGCCCGCGCUGAGCGCACUCUGGGGCGACUCCGGCAUCAGGGAGGCCUACAGCCGCCGGAGCGAGUUCCAGCUGGGUGAGUCGGUGAAGUACUUCCUGGACAACUUGGACCGGAUCGGCCAGCUGAACUACAUUCCCAGUAAGCAAGACAUCCUGCUGGCGAGGAAAGCCACCAAGGGCAUCGUGGAGCAUGACUUUGUCAUCAAGAAAAUCCCCUUUAAGAUGGUGGACGUGGGCGGCCAGCGAUCCCAGCGCCAGAAGUGGUUCCAGUGCUUUGACGGCAUCACCUCGAUCCUGUUCAUGGUGUCCUCCAGCGAGUACGACCAGGUGCUCAUGGAGGACCGGCGCACCAACCGCCUGGUGGAGUCCAUGAACAUCUUCGAGACCAUCGCCAACAACAAGCUCUUCUUCAACGUGUCCAUCAUCCUCUUCCUCAACAAGACGGACCUGCUGGUGGAGAAGGUGAAGGGCGUCAGCAUCAGGAAGCACUUCCCCGACUUCCAGGGCGACCCGCACCGGCUGGAGGACGUGCAGCGCUUCCUGGUGCAGUGCUUUGACCGCCGGCGCAGGAGCCGCAGCAAGCCGCUCUUCCACCACUUCACCACGGCCAUCGACACGGAGAACGUCCGCUUCGUGUUCCACGCGGUGAAGGACACGAUCCUGCAGGAGAACCUGAAGGACAUCAUGCUGCAGUGAGCCCCG